GUAAAGAAAUAUAGGUUGUUUCCAAGACAACGACAAUUACAAAACAACCGCUGGAGCCAUGGGGCGAUUUGAACCCAGUUUCCUACACGUGGGUAAGUUCCAAGAUGGCGGCGAAAGGUAUUCGCUCAGUGUAUGGGAAACUUUCUCGCUUUGUACCGCCUAGAUUGUAUACAAGAAACUACUGUCAUCCAGUAACGGAAGAACAAUAUCUAUACCACCCAAUGGUGCGUCCCUUGGAACCAGAAGUGCAGACAAUUUCUUUAACAAAGACCUUAAACAUGGGGGACAUUUCAAGUUGCUUGCAAGACACAUCCAUUGACUCUGUCACCAGAGAAGAAAUGAUGGGAAAAUUCAAACAAAAUAUACUUCAGACAAGGCUUUUCAACUUUGAUGGAGACCAUGCAACAAGGGAUAUGGCUGCUAUGCCCCUGAUGCAAAAUAUGCUUAGGGUUGUGUGGAGUCAUGCUAAAUGCUUCCCAGGACUUAUGGAUACCUCUCUGACUUACAACCCUCAUGUCUCUGCAAAUUGGGAAAGGGAACACAAAAUACUGGUGUCUGGACACCUGGGCUUUUUGUUAUCCUCUAAAAUUCCUCUUAAGCAAGUAGCUGACAGAAAUGAGAUAGAAAAAAGCAAAGAAAUCCAGGUGGAAAAGCCUGAGAUAAUUUCUCCCGUAUUUCACUUUCCCCUAACAAGAAUCAGACCAAAGUUUGACACUGGCUUUCACAGUUCUAAGCCUUUUCCUUAUCCUCAUACCUUCAUCAUUGUCAGCGAGGAUACAAAGUGCUCAACAGGUCAAUUAAUUGGUCAAGGUAUCAUGUUUGUCUGUGCUCGGCUUGUUGCAGAAGCUGUGCAGAAUUACAAAUAUCAGCUGGGAGAUGAUUUGGAAAAGCCCCUAUCCAGCCAAUGCAUCAUCACUGAUGGAAUUCGACUCUCCUUUAUACACUAUCAGCUGAACACCUUAAGUUUUAAUGGUGAUGAAGGCAUCAAAAACAUGGCUUGGAUUAGCCCAGGGGUUUUUAUGUACAAAAAGGCCAUGUUUGAGGAUUUGGAAAAACCAGUUGCAGAAAAAACUGUUAAGGAAAGGAAAAGAUUUCGACGUCCAGUGACAAGUAAAGAUCCAGCAAAGCAUGAAAUAGUUUUGGAAGAGUUUAAUCCUGACUGCUUUGAAACAUUUGUGAAAAUGAUUGUAAAUGGAUGCAAAGCCAACUGACAAAAGUGGAGAGGAAAACCUGCUCAGAGUUGAUGAAAACAGUGUCUUGAGUGGAAACCCAAUACCUUUGUGAACCUUAUUUUGAAUUCUAUAACAAGACAGCCUGAAAACACAUUUAAAAAAGUAAAAAAUGCAGAAGGACUACUUUUGGCCAAAAUUAGGUGCAAUGUGUAUCUUGUCAUCCUGUGGAAAAAACUCUGCUCUUCCUAAAUAACCCACCUUUCAGUUUAUUCAAGGAAAUUUGUUAAAGCUGUCUUUCAAGAAGAAAACAGUCAAGACUUGUAUGAAUUUAUUGAUUAGUUAUGAGACUGAUACAUGCUGCAGAUGACAA
This is a messenger RNA of Stylophora pistillata, 1542 nucleotides long. RefSeq names its product large ribosomal subunit protein mL37. NCBI's taxonomy places the organism in Eukaryota, Metazoa, Cnidaria, Anthozoa, Scleractinia, Pocilloporidae. Gene Ontology annotation, cellular component: mitochondrion; ribosome. Gene Ontology annotation, molecular function: structural constituent of ribosome. Gene Ontology annotation, biological process: translation. The record is from RefSeq and is a predicted model, not a curated record.